Molecule: messenger RNA, 1586 nt
Organism: Brassica rapa (field mustard)
Lineage: Eukaryota; Viridiplantae; Streptophyta; Magnoliopsida; Brassicales; Brassicaceae
Biological process (GO): double fertilization forming a zygote and endosperm; regulation of double fertilization forming a zygote and endosperm; regulation of protein localization to cell surface
Cellular component (GO): vesicle; extracellular region
Source: RefSeq, a predicted model, not a curated record
AAAAAAAUUAUGGCAACAACGCCUUUGUACUUUAUUUAAUUUUAACCAAAUUCUUCAGUGCCAUUACAGCAUGCAUCAACAUCUGCUUAACUUCCAUAAAGCAUUACGACCUUACUUAUAUAGAUUCUCAAUACCUACUUACAACCUACUUGUCCUGAUGUCCCUCAAACGAAAAUUUACUCACCAUAAGAAAAUUAGAAACCGGCUGCUAUUUUACAUGCGGUUUUCCUAAGAUGAAAUAUUUAAGGUUAAUCAUCUUAAGGCUGAGACACAUUCACAGAUGUUAAAACAAAUAUCAAAAACAAUAUAAAAUAGUGGGGGUCAAAAUAAACUUUCAAUAUUCUGUUUGAUAACGUAAAUAUGACCAUACUAUAGUUAUAUUGGUCAACUCAACUUGAAAGUGUAACUCAAAAUACAUUAACCUAAACAUGAGUUUCAUUUUGAAAGAAAUUCUAAAACUGAUACCGUACAUUCUCUUUAAUUUAUAUGAUAAAAUUUUGUAUCCUCACCCUAUAUAUUCUUAGUAUCUGUGCAUAUCAAAAUCCAUCCUAGCUUUUAAGCAUAAACGAAAUAAAAAGGACAAGAAAAAAAAAGAUUAACCAAUAAGAUGGGAAGCAAAGCUGUUGUCUCAGUCUACUUAAUUAUUUCACUGUGUGCUGCCAUCUUUGUCACUCGUGGAGUAGCUCAAAUGCAAAAUCCUCAGGCGAUUCCAGGACUUUUUCCACCUGGCUUAGUACCUAUUGAUCUCGUCAAAUGUUGGUCGUCUCUCUUUACCGUCCAAGGAUGUGUCCUGGCAAUCUCCAACUCAUUUUUUUCUGGAAAAUUUGAAAACGUUGAAGCGGCAUGCUGCAAGGUGUUUUCAACUUUAGAUGCAAACUGUUGGCCUCAUAUGUUUCCUUUGAAUCCUUUCUUCCCUCCUCUCCUCAAGGACAAUUGUGCGCGUAUCAUCCCUAACUCCCCUGCACACAACUGAAAGGAACAAUGAUUGUUUGUCUACAGUUUAGACUAGUAUAUUAGCUUCAAUUUCUAAGUUUUUCAUGUGUGAACUCAAUUAUUAGGAGAGCCCUAUAUUUACCUUUUCCUCAAUAAAGUGAAAUUUUAGCAAUAUCUACAACUCUUGUCAAUGUGUCUUGGUCACAUUAUAGUUAUAUAAUUACAAAUACAUCAACAAAAAUGGGUUUGUUAUCUAUCCUCAGUUGGCUAACCAUGUAAAAUAAUAUAUCGGAAAUUAAAACUCACAAAAUACGAUUCGAACAAAGAUUGAAACAUCAAACAAAGUGCUUUCAGAUAAAUUGACGCAAAAGGGAUUUAGAAGACUCAAAACGUCGAAAAAUAUGUCUUAAUCGUCCUUUCUCGUCAGUUUAUGCAAGAGAAAGAAAAGAUAACACAUAACUCUAAAUUAAAGCUGUUAAUUUUAAAUGGUUUGAAUUUCAACCUAAGAUUUUCUGGUCAUAGAACCUUUAGAUAUUCAAAAAGAAAAAUCUGCUAACUAUAAAAAAGAUAAAAUAACACAUAAGGAGAAAAAGACAACUUUAAUUUUCAAUCUUACAUGUACAUAUAUAAACUAUGAGUUUUAUUACAAUAAU